CCACCACGACGAUGCAAGUAAUUAUAGUGACUACAGCCUCAACUGCACCCACUAGUUGAUAAGACAUUCCUGUCCUGUCUAACAUGUCAGAUAACAAUAACAGCCUCAGCCCAGUUUCAUCCGACACGAGCUGAAGGAAGAUUCACCGGUCUCCUCGUGACGGCACCGAAGAUAUUCAAGAAGUCAAUAUGCUCUGCAGCAGGUUGCAACCGGACUAGUUAUCUGAUCUAUCCACCAAAUAAGCUGGUUCUGAAACCCACAUGAUGGGGUCUAGAAGCCCAAUAAUCCUUGAAAGCUAGACAAGGCCCUGUUUCAAAUGUCACUCACUUCCUCCAAGAACCGACUGAAUCACAUAUCCAGGCGUAAAGUAAAUCCACAGGUUAUAGUUUCCUGUCAAGGCACGACAGAACCCCCCACUUCGACUCUGACGCGAAGACCAAAAAUUGUGAAAUCAUCCCGGCUUAAAUUCGAUGACGUCCAUGGCCUUCUUAUCACAAACCCUCCUCCCCCCCCUCGAGGCUCUCUCGUGGAUCUCGCCCAAACAGGAGAACUCAGGAUCUCGACCCGCAACCUGCUGUGUCCUGCCGAUCGGUCAUAUCGACAGCACCAGGCCGGGGAGAUCAGACUUAACGCUUCUCUUGAUCCUUUCGCCAUUGUGAAUAUUUGUCGGGGUGUGUUCAAGGAAUUGAAGGACAGAAAGAGAAGACGGAAGUAACGGACGUGAUGUAGCAACGGUCUUUCAAAAUCGGGUGCUAGGUAUGCACUCCGUAGAACAAGUUAAU
This is a messenger RNA of Aspergillus saccharolyticus JOP 1030-1, 782 nucleotides long. RefSeq lists its product as uncharacterized. Lineage: Eukaryota; Fungi; Ascomycota; Eurotiomycetes; Eurotiales; Aspergillaceae. The transcript has a single exon. The coding region runs from base 317 to 715 and encodes 132 amino acids. The record is from RefSeq and is a predicted model, not a curated record.